GUAAAAUACGGAUAAGGUUUCAAUCUACCAUAGCCGCGCGAUCUCUGUACCGUUACAAUUGCUCCCAUGGCGGAAACCCUAAUCCUCAACUGCACUCGAGGAAUCCCAUCAAAUUUCCCGAAUUCGAGGUCGAGCACCGCUCCCAGACGCCGGUUUCCAGCUCCGAUUACUUCUAUUUCCGUCCAUUCCAAUCCAAAGACUGCUUUUGGCUUCCAGAGAUGGGUGCUUCGAGCGGAGGCAGCGUCUUCUUCUUCCGCGGUGAAGGAGGAGACGAAGGGAGAUGAGGAAUCGAUGAGCAUUGAUGCCUUGCAUCGCUUCGUUGACCUCAACUUGGGGAAAUGGAACGGUUCCUUCUAUCAAUUCGAUGCUCAGGGGAACUUGCUGCAGACUGUGAGCACGAAGCUUUCGGCCAGCUCCUACGGGGAGGAUGAACUGAUCAGUCUCAUUCAAACGCUAUACAUAAAGCAGCCUCCUUCCGGAACAUCAAUUGCAGGCUAUGAUUCUGAACCAGAGUGGAUGGAGUACAAAAUCAAAGAGACUAACAUGUUUACUGCAGACAAGUAUCUGCAGAUUGGAUUCUUCCCUCAAGAGAAGGCAUUUCUCUCCAGGUACCAGACUGCUGGAAUGCUGGAAACUGUCCUUAGAGCAGGUGUGCUCGGAGAAGAUGACACUGAGGAAGAAACUCCCAGAAACUUGAAGAUUCCUUCUCGUCAGCCCUCUGUAGUAUGUGAAAGCUGUCUUACUCUCUGAAAAAAAGAUAUGCGGGCAAGAGCCUUCCAUAUAAUGGAUCCAAAGGGGGUUCUUGAAAUGCUUCUUAUUUUUUCUUGAAGAACGAGGAAAUGAGGCGAUAUCCCAGAUAGGGUAAGUCAUCCUUAUCCAGUUUCACUUCUUUACUGUCAGGAUAUCCUAGAUAAAUUAAUUCCCUUGCUUGGGCGAUGGGAAGGUCAUUCUAUAACCAAACGCAGCGGUGUAUAUGGAGCAACAACUGCUGAGGCUGAUACAGUUUCUUUGCUUGAAAUGGAUGAUAAGGGUCAAUUAAUUCAGGACGUAACUUCAACUACCACUGGGAGUAGCACAACCACUAACGUCCGCUGGACAGGAACGGUAAGCAAUAACUUGGUUCGCUUUGAUGGAGGCUUCCAGCUGACCUUAUUACCUGGAGGGAUGUACAUGGGAUGCCCAUGCGACAUUGGCAAGAAUGUAGCCCAAUCACAGCCCUUCCAUCUGGAGUUUUGUUGGAUGGAAUCACCAGAGAAGAGGCAAAGGCUUGUGCGCACUUAUGAUGUGGAGGGCCUAGCAGUGUCAUCGACGUACUUUUAUGAGAUCAAAGUAUAAAGGCAUCCUAUCUUCGCCAAGCCUCAUUCCUCGACAUCUAAAUAUUUGUUAGAUGACUCCAUGCAAGUGGAAGCAUACCAUCCCGAGUCAUUUCCAUUUUUCCAUGCAAGUAUCUCCAUGCAAUCCAUUGCACCUCUCUUGCUCUCCACAAUGGAAGUGUCAAAUUACCUGUGCUCUUACAAAAGUCUGACUGAAGAAUGCUUUCUUACUCCUUCCAGUCUUUUUACUGUGUUUUGAAAGCUACAAAAAUCUCUCUUUUUCCCCCCUUUUCCAGGUACGGGAGACUUAUAUUUGUGUAGGCUUCCAGCAGAUUGUAAUGGGAGAGCGUGUGCAACUUUUAAAAGGAAAAACAAAGAGAGGGGAAAAGAUCUGUACUUAACAAUGGCCUGCGAACACAUCAUAUCUUUAAUUGUUCAUUCUUCAAAUUUUCUUAUAAACAGAGUGCUGAGCCUUGUAAAGAUCAAAAGCUUCGAUGCUACCUAACUUCUAUUGGUGUACUUCCUUGUGUUUUAAUCUGCCGCUUCUUCUCGUAGCCUUUGUCUUCUUUUGCUACUAGCCAUUCUGUUAACCAUGUUCAUUUAAUGAUGAA
Phoenix dactylifera (date palm) is the source of this 1924-nucleotide messenger RNA. NCBI's taxonomy places the organism in Eukaryota, Viridiplantae, Streptophyta, Magnoliopsida, Arecales, Arecaceae. The record is from RefSeq and is a predicted model, not a curated record.